This is a messenger RNA of Cygnus atratus (black swan), 3779 nucleotides long. It is a transcript of the gene CAB39, whose product is annotated as calcium binding protein 39. The coding region runs from base 321 to 1346 and encodes 341 amino acids. The transcript is spliced from 9 exons. The record is from RefSeq and is a predicted model, not a curated record. NCBI's taxonomy places the organism in Eukaryota, Metazoa, Chordata, Aves, Anseriformes, Anatidae. Gene Ontology annotation, molecular function: protein serine/threonine kinase activator activity. Gene Ontology annotation, biological process: intracellular signal transduction.
GGAGCCAGGGUAAACAGUUUUCCUGCUUGGAGCCGCCUCCAUUCGCAGGGCACUGGGGCAGGGCUCUGGCCGAGCUGCGCCGUCUGACCGGUGAGACUCUUACACCACGUGCUGCGGUGCGGGGAUCAACAUCCCUGGAGCGAAGAAAGCCUCUGUUCCAUGAACCUGAAACGUUUUCCAAGAAAAGUCACAAAAACUUCAUAGCGGUUGUACAGGAUCCUGCGGUUGGUAGGGUGACAGACCCAUGGAUGCGCCAAAGUUCUGGAUUCUCUGAAAGGUGAAGCAGGAACCAUAGAAGGAAGACCUAGUGGCUCGCAACCAUGCCAUUCCCUUUUGGCAAGUCCCACAAGUCUCCAGCAGACAUAGUGAAGAACCUGAAGGAAAGUAUGGCGGUUCUAGAAAAGCAAGAUAUCUCUGACAAAAAGGCAGAGAAGGCCACUGAGGAGGUUUCAAAAAACCUUGUUGCCAUGAAAGAAAUCUUGUAUGGCACAAAUGAAAAAGAACCACAGACAGAAGCUGUGGCACAGCUUGCUCAGGAGCUGUACAACAGUGGUCUCCUUAGUACCCUAGUAGCUGACUUGCAGCUAAUUGAUUUUGAGGGCAAAAAAGAUGUUGCUCAAAUUUUCAACAACAUCCUCAGAAGGCAAAUUGGUACAAGAACUCCCACAGUUGAAUACAUCUGCACUCAACAGAAUAUAUUGUUCAUGCUGUUAAAAGGGUACGAAUCUCCAGAAAUUGCUCUAAAUUGUGGGAUAAUGCUUAGAGAAUGCAUCAGACAUGAACCACUUGCUAAAAUAAUCUUGUGGUCAGAACAAUUCUAUGAUUUCUUCAGAUAUGUGGAAAUGUCGACAUUUGACAUUGCUUCAGAUGCAUUUGCCACAUUCAAGGAUUUGCUUACAAGACACAAGUUGCUAAGUGCGGAAUUUUUGGAACAACAUUAUGAUAGGUUCUUCAGUGAAUACGAGAAGUUACUUCAUUCGGAAAAUUACGUGACAAAGAGACAGUCACUUAAGCUUCUUGGUGAAUUAUUACUGGAUAGACACAACUUCACAAUUAUGACAAAAUACAUCAGUAAACCUGAAAAUCUCAAACUAAUGAUGAACCUUCUACGAGACAAGAGCCGUAACAUUCAGUUUGAGGCCUUUCAUGUGUUUAAGGUGUUUGUAGCCAAUCCUAACAAGACACAGCCUAUAUUAGACAUCCUUCUAAAGAACCAGACCAAACUUAUUGAGUUCCUCAGCAAGUUUCAGAAUGACAGGACCGAGGAUGAACAAUUUAAUGAUGAGAAGACCUAUUUAGUUAAACAGAUCAGGGAUUUGAAGAGACCAGCACAGCAAGAAGCUUAAUCUCCAGUAAACCCCUAUAAUAUUAAACCCAAGUUCAGCAUUUGCUGUUAGAUAUUCAGCAUCAGGCACUCUUAUCGAUUCAUGAGGAACAUUACUGCUAAUCUGCUGUUCAGUGAACGGUUUUUGUUUUUCUUUUUUAGUCCAAGUUGAAAAACAUAGCUGCUGCUUUCUUGCACAAUGUGGACUUUCUUGAUAUUUGUGUCAUUUCAGAAUUCAAAGACACUGCUUGUUUUAGGAGUCCUGAAAAGAAAGAUUCUAGGUUCAUGAACGCAAACAUAUAGAUACUAGUUUGGUUUAGGAAAGAAGGUAUUAAUGUAGUUAAGUAACAGGUUGCAUGCUUGCAAAUCUGAAUAAAUCUGUAUGUUUGCACUUACCUUGUUUGAGAUAUGAGCACAAUGUGACCUGUGCAUUGCUGGCACCCUAGUAUAAGAUUAUAUGCCUUGAUUUAAAAAAAAAAAAAGUGCAGUGCUUUAUUUGUAAUCAAAGGGGAAAUGUAUCUAAGAUGUGAGCUUAUUGGGAUAAACAGUUGUCUUGCAGAUAAACUGAUAUUGAAACUUAGCAACUUUUAAAAGAGUGAAAUCUCAAGGUUCAUAAGGAAAAUGUAUAUAUGCCUUUCACUGCUUUAUAGAUUUUUUUGACAUGAUUUGAUUUUUCUGAGAAUUGACUUGUAAACUUGGAAAUAUGUUCUAAGGGUUUUUGUUAAUUUUACUUUUAAAGGUAUUUCAGACAGUAGACCUAGCAGUGACAUUUUGCAUUUCAUUUCAACAGUGCUUGCUGGUUUCUUUUGUAUAUAACUCCUAGGCUGCUCAUUUCUUUAAAAUAUGAUUUAAUUUGUACAGCAGAGGAAUGUUAUUGUAUUAGUCUGUAACUAUUACCUAAUAUUGAGUUUUGCAAAAUGAAUGCUCAUAUGUAAUUGAAUACUUCAGAUCACAUGGAAAUGCUGAUUUAACAAUCUUAAGUACUGCAGCAUUAAAAGAAAAAAACACAACAAAUUCUUUGUAUUCACUUAUCUAAUGGGGUGCCAUCAAUUAGAGUAGGCUGAAAUAGAGAACUGGAACCCUUGAUACUAGAUUCUUACUGGAUACUAUUGGCCUUAUUCAAUUAAACUAGUGUUGUGCUCACCCGCUCUGCAAAUGGCAAAGAUUAUGCUAAAUUAAUAUUGAUUCCUCUUACUUCUGGGUAGCCUGCAGUGCAUCAUUUCUUUCUUACAGUAGGUAACUCAGUACAGUAGUUAUGAAAGCGAAUGAUUUAAUCCCCUCUGACUUCAAGAAACAUAAUUACAUAGAUGUCCUAGGGUAACAAAAGAUUUAAUUUUGUUGAUUUUGUUUUUUAAUGCUGCAAACUAUCAGUAUUUAUAAAAACAAAAAAACAACUCUGAUUUUGCACCAUGUUUUUGUUACUGUGACCAUACAAAAGGAAUCUACUAAAUAUAGCUAAACAAUGUUAUUAAAGUUGUAUUUAUCCAUCAUAUAGUAACGUUAAGAUCACAACCAACCAAACGUAUGGAUUGGAGUCUGAAAGUUCAAAUUCUGCAUGGCUGAAUCUGAUUGAGAAUGCUGUAGAAAAUGUUUGUUGCUUCCUGUCCUUUUCCUAAUUAAAAUAUUUUGCAGUCAGCAAAAUGAAACUCCUAAGUGACAUUUAAGCUGAUUUGAAAGCCUUCACAAGGGAAGUCAGCUCCAGAAAAUGAAGUGUUUUCACUCAGUAGUUUAAAAUUUCUCUUAACAUUAGAAUUGGCCUUUGGAAAUUCCUUAAUGCGUCCUUUGCAAACAGACUCAUUUUGCCUACUGGAAAGCAAAUAGCUUGCUCUUCGUGGAGAUCUCUUAUAGAGGCAGGCAAAAUUGGCCAUGAGGUGAUGAUAUAGUUCAGUACCAACAGUCUCUUAUUUUUUGGGUUUAUCACAGCUGAGUGGAAGAAAACAUCAUUUGCCAAGUUACUCACCAUAACAUGUAAGGCUUCCUCUCUAGAAAAAUGUAGAAGUGCUAAAAGAUUUGUAUCUGUAAAGGAGUGAGAACAUUUGGACUGGGUUAUAGGUUACUCUAUAUUAGGUCUUGGAAAUAAUGGCUAUGGUAACUUUUUUUAAUAUGUGAAAACAUUUGAAUGUUGGCUUUCGAAAAGAAGUUGUAUUUAAAUUAAAGCUCAUUUGACGUGCUCUUCGUAUUAAAAAAAAAAAAACAAAAAAAAGCUAUUGUUCUGGAAGUGGUUUCUUAUCCGCUUGAAGGCUUAAGGAUAUUACUACAAGUUAUUUAAAUGUGAGAGGUUUUUGGUUUUGUGUGUGUUUUUUUCUUUUUUUUUUUUUUUUUAAAUAAGAGAUGUAUACAAUUGUAAUUCUACUUCCAUGGUAGCAUUUCAUUUCCCCUGAGGAAAAUGCAUUUCUUAUCCAAAAAAAUCUGGCUGGCCCCAUAAUUUAAAUUGAAAUAAAAUUUUGAAGAAAAA